AUGGAACAACUAUUCGGAUUGUCCAGCAGCAUCAUCACGCCGUACAUUCCGCCGGCAAUUGCCACGCUGGCCGUCCUCCUCAUCCUCCUCGAACAAAUCUCUUACCUCCGCAAGAAACGGUCCCUCCCCGGCCCCGCCCUCGUCCUCCCCUUCCUCGGCGGCGCUCUCUCCAUGGUACGCGACCCCACCCGCUUCUGGUCCCGCCAGUCCUCUUACGCCGCCUCCUCCCCCCUCGGCAUCUCCGCCAACUACCUCGCCGGCCGAUUCAUCCUCUACCUACGCUCCCCCGACGCCUCCCACCUCGUCUUCUCCAACGUCCGCCCCGACGCCUUCCACCUCGUCGGCCACCCCUUCGGCCGCCGCCUCUUCGGCGACCACAACCUCAUUUACAUGUUCGGCGCUGCCCACAAGGACCUCCGCCGCCGCAUCGCCCCCAACUUCUCCCCCAAAGCCCUCCGCUCCUACGCCGCCGCCCAGCACCGCGUCAUCAUCCGCCACCUCUCCGCCUGGUGCGCCGCCGGAGGCGGCGCCGUUCCCCUCCGCAUCCCCUGCCGGGAGAUGAACCUCGAGGCGUCGCAGACGGUUUUCGUCGGGCCCUACCUCGACGCCGCCGCCCGGCGCCGAUUCAACGAGGACUACAACCGGUUCAACGCCGGACUUAUGAGCCUCCCAGAAAAUCUCCGCGAAGAGGCCGGCGCCGCCGGCACCGCCAGCUGUCGGGAGAUCGGCUCCCACUUGUUUGACUUCCUGUUCGCUUCCCAGGACGCGUCCACGUCGUCCCUCCUGUGGGCGGUGGCGUACCUGGACACCCACAGGGACGUGCUGGCUCGGGUGAGGGAGGAGGUCGACGCCGUGUGGGGCCCACGCGGCGGCGCAGCCGCCGCCUUCGCCCCCCUCUCAGUGGGGGAGCUGAAGUACACGGAGGCGGUGGCACGUGAGGUUGUGAGGAUCAGGGCACCGGCGACGAUGGUGCCCCACGUGGCCGGGGAGGAUUUCCGGCUUGCCGGGGACUACGUGGUGCCGAAGGGGACGAUAGUUUUCCCGUCCGUUUACGACGCGUGCCUGCAGGGGUUCGAGGAGCCGGAGAGGUUCGACCCAAACCGGUUCAUGGAAGAGGAGCGGGUGAACCGGAAGAACUACCUGGCGUUCGGGGCUGGAGCACACCAGUGCGUGGGGCAGAGGUACGCGAUAAACCAGCUGGUACUGUUCGUGGCAUUGUUCGCGAGCCUGGUCGAGUUCCGGCGGGACCGGACACAAGGGUGCGACGAGAUCGCGUACGUGCCGACUAUCGUGCCCAAGGACGAUUGCCGGGUUUUCAUCUCGCCGAGAGGCGGCGCUUUUCCGUCGCUGUCGUGA
Messenger RNA from Striga hermonthica, 1356 nucleotides. The record is from the annotation of a GenBank genome assembly. NCBI's taxonomy places the organism in Eukaryota, Viridiplantae, Streptophyta, Magnoliopsida, Lamiales, Orobanchaceae.